AUGGCCAUACUUCCGGAGGUCACAGCACCAGAACGAAAGGUUCCCUUUCGUCACAAAAUAUUAUGGACAGGUGUCACACUUAUCAUCUUUUUAGUGUGUUCGCAAAUUCCACUUUAUGGUAUAAUGUCCUCUGAUUCCUCAGAUCCUUUGUACUGGCUGCGUGUAAUUCUCGCAUCAAACAGAGGUACAUUGAUGGAACUCGGUAUUACUCCCAUUGUAACUUCGGGCAUGAUCAUGCAACUUUUGGCCGGGGCUAACCUCAUUGAGGUUGACUUUACUUUGAAAGAAGAUAGAGCAUUAUUCAGUGGUGCUCAAAAACUUUUUGCCAUGGUCUUCGCCUUUGGUCAGGCCACAGUGUCCGUAAUGACAGGGUUGUACGGUAAUCCCUCCGAAAUUGGAGCCGGUGUUUGCUUAUUGCUUAUUAUCCAACUUGUCGUUGCUGGUCUUAUCUCUAUGCUUUUGGAUGAACUUUUGCAAAAGGGAUAUGGUCUUGGUUCUGGCAUUUCACUUUUUAUCGCUACAAAUAUUUGUGAAUCCAUCGUUUGGAAAGCUUUCAGUCCUACAACUGUUAAUACUGGUCGUGGUCCUGAAUUCGAAGGUGCAAUCAUUGCAUUGUUCCAUUUACUCUUUACCCGUAACGAUAAAACACGUGCUUUGAAAGAGGCAUUUUAUCGAACAAAUUUACCAAAUGUCAUGAAUUUAUUGGCUACCGUGGUUGUUUUCGCCAUUGUGAUUUAUCUUCAAGGUUUCCGUGUUGAACUUCCUGUCAAAUCAAGUCGUUACCGUGGUCAAUUUGGAACUUAUCCAAUUAAACUCUUUUACACUUCAAAUAUGCCUAUCAUGCUUCAAUCCGCUCUCACCUCCAACGUCUUCCUUAUCUCUCAAAUGUUAUAUAAUCGAUUCCCGGAUAAUUUACUUGUCAGAUUCCUCGGUGUUUGGACUCCUCAUGAAGGUUCAAAUCAAAAUUACGCGUCCGGAGGUCUCGCGUACUUUAUGUCACCACCACAUAGUAUCACGGAUGCUCUUUUAGAUCCUAUUCACACAUCGUUAUAUAUUUUAUUCAUGUUAACCGCAUGUGCUCUCUUCUCAAAGACUUGGAUCGAAGUUUCAGGAUCUUCACCACGUGAUGUUGCAAAACAACUUAAAGAUCAGAAUAUGGUUAUGGCCGGACAUCGUGAAGCGUCAAUGUACAAAGAAUUGAAACGAGUUAUUCCUACAGCCGCAGCUUUUGGUGGUGCUUGUAUUGGUGCUUUGUCUGUUCUUGCUGAUUUACUUGGUGCGCUUGGAUCCGGUACUGGUAUACUGUUAGCCGUCACUAUUAUAUACUCCUAUUUUGAAAUGUUUGUUAAAGAACAGGCAGCUGAAGGUGGUCUUGAUGCAUUAUUGUUUUGA
Molecule: messenger RNA, 1392 nt
Organism: Funneliformis caledonium
Lineage: Eukaryota; Fungi; Glomeromycota; Glomeromycetes; Glomerales; Glomeraceae
Source: the annotation of a GenBank genome assembly